UCAGCUGGUGGUGUGAUGAUGACAUGUUGAUGCAGUGUUCAGUUCGUGCUGCAGGUUUGUUCGGUCGGACCACUUUUCUGACGUUUCUUCACCGCCGACGGCGAACGAUCGAUCGGGAACCACAGUGUGCCGUGUUGGCAGAGCCCUGCAGGAGCGCCGAGCGUACGAUACAGAUAAAGUAAGACUUACAAUCAGAAGACAAGAUGUCAGCAAAGGCGAUCCUUGAGGCUGCUGGUAAGGGUCUCCUGAACGCCAACUUGGCGGGGGCUGGGAUGGUGAAGAACAGGAUCGCUACUGUCAACAGCGAAACUGACUGGGACUUCCUUGUCGCUUCAAACCCAUGGAUGAGCACAGAGCGUCUUGUUGCCAAGCCAGACCAGCUGAUCAAACGGCGGGGAAAACUUGGGCUCAUCAAGGUCAACGCGACCUUGGACGACGUCAAACAGUGGGUCAAUGAAAGGAUGAACAAGGAGAUGAAGAUUGGGAAGUCGACUGGUUUGCUGAAGAAUUUUGUGAUUGAGCCGUUUGUACCCCACAAGCAGGAGGAAGAGUUCUAUGUGUGUAUCUACGCUCACAGAGACGGGGAGACCAUCCUGUUUCACCACGAGGGAGGGGUGGAUAUUGGGGAUGUGGAUGCCAAGGCUGUUAAGUUAGAGGUACCAAUCGGGGAGACACCAUCCCUGGAGGAUCUGCAGAGGAAACUUGUCCACAAUGCACCUGCACCCAAACAGCCUGUCCUGGCACAGUUCAUCUCCAACCUGUACACAGUCUACACAGACCUGUACUUCACAUACCUGGAGAUCAACCCACUCGUUGUAACCGAUGAGGGUGUGUACAUCCUGGAUCUGGCAGCCAAGAUUGACCAGACAGCAGAGUUCAUCUGUAAGGCUAAGUGGGGGGAGCUGGACUUUCCUCCACCGUUCGGGAGGGAAGCCUACCCGGAGGAGGCAUACAUCGCAGAUCUUGACGCCAAAAGUGGUGCCUCCCUGAAACUGACCAUCCUCAACCCAAAAGGCCGGAUCUGGACCAUGGUAGCUGGAGGUGGAGCUUCAGUCAUAUACAGUGACACCAUCUGUGACCUGGGUGGUGCCUCAGAGCUGGCGAACUAUGGAGAGUAUUCAGGCGCCCCCAGCGAAGGGCAAACUUACGAGUACGCCAAGACAAUCCUGUCACUGAUGACUCGGGAUCAACAUCCAGAAGGCAAGGUGCUCAUCAUUGGUGGUGGAAUUGCCAACUUCACAAAUGUGGCAGCCACGUUCAAGGGUAUAGUGCGAGCUCUGAAGGACUACCAGGCUAAGCUGAAGGAGUACAAUGUGACUGUGUUUGUCAGGAGAGGAGGACCUAACUACCAGGAGGGGCUGCGCAUCAUGAGGGAACUGGGCCAGCAUAUCGGCAUCCCGCUGUACGUGUUCGGAACAGAGACCCACAUGACGGCGAUUGUUGGCAUGGCGCUGGGAAAACGACCAAUCCCUGACGAGCCUGAGGACCACAAGACCACGGCCAGCUUCCUGCUGUCUGGCAGCAGCAAGUCUACAGCGACCCCACCGAUCAGCCGUACAGGUUCCGUGUCUGACGGCAGCAGCAGUCCCCUGCCCGGCUCCAGGAAGAUGAGACAUCCCAGUAAGGACGGCUUCGGCAGCGCUGCAGCCAAACCUGCCAAACCACUCUUCACUGAGAGCUCUAAGGCUAUAAUCUGGGGCAUGCAGAACCGUGCCGUGCAGGGCAUGCUGGACUUCGACUUCUGCUGUAGCAGGAAGACUCCAUCAGUCGUGGCCAUGACUUAUCCUUUCAGUGGUGACCACAAACAGAAGUUCUACUGGGGACACAAGGAGAUCCUCAUCCCUGUGUACAAGAACAUGGAUGACGCCAUGACCAAGCACACAGACGCUGACGUCCUCAUCAGUUUUGCCUCCCUGAGAUCAGCCUACGACUCCACUGUGGAGGCUCUGCAGUACUCACAGAUCCGUACUAUUGCCAUCAUUGCUGAGGGCAUUCCAGAGGCAAAAACCAGGCAGCUGAACAAACUGGCCUCAGAGAAGGGAGUCACCAUCAUUGGACCUGCCACGGUUGGAGGCAUCAAGCCGGGGUGUUUUAAGAUUGGGAACACAGGCGGCAUGCUGGAUAACAUCCUGUCCUCCAAACUGUACCGGCCGGGCAGCGUGGCGUACGUCUCGCGGUCAGGAGGGAUGUCCAACGAGCUGAACAACAUCAUAUCCAGGAGGACCAACGGGGUGUACGAGGGCGUGGCCAUCGGUGGGGACAGGUACCCAGGAACCACCUUCAUGGACCAUCUCAUCCGCUACAACAGUGAGCCUGAUGUCAAGAUGCUGGUGUUGCUGGGAGAGGUUGGAGGAACAGAGGAGUACAAGAUCUGUGAAGCCCUGAAGGACGGCACCAUCACCAAACCCAUCGUGGCCUGGUGCAUCGGAACAUGUGCCAGCAUGUUCACCUCAGAGGUCCAGUUUGGCCAUGCCGGCUCCAGCGCCCACAGUGACAUGGAGACUGCACUGGCAAAGAACAAGGCCCUGGCCAGCGCGGGGGCGUACGUUCCAACCAGCUUUGACGAGCUCGGAGAGAAAAUCCAGGAGGUGUACGAAUUCCUGCGGGAUGAGGGCAUCAUUGUGGAACAGCCCGAAGUCCCCCCUCCAACUGUGCCAAUGGACUAUUCCUGGGCUAGGGAGCUUGGACUGAUCCGUAAGCCGGCAUCCUUCAUGACGUCCAUCUGUGACGAGAGAGGCCAGGAGCUGCUGUAUGCAGGCAUGCCCAUCUCUGAUGUGUUUAAGGAGGACAUGGGCAUCGGAGGGGUGCUGUCACUUCUGUGGUUCCAGAGGAGACUGCCAGCGUAUGCCUGUAAGUUUAUAGAGAUGUGCCUGAUGGUGACAGCUGACCAUGGCCCGGCUGUGUCAGGGGCACACAACACCAUCGUGUGUGCUCGGGCCGGCAAGGACCUCAUCUCAUCACUGUCCUCAGGACUGCUCACUAUCGGAGACAGGUUUGGAGGUGCCCUGGACGCUGCAGCCAAACAGUUCAGCGAAGGAUUUGACAGCGGCAUGAUCCCCAUGGACUUCGUCAACCACAUGAGGAAGAAGGGAAAACUCAUUAUGGGCAUCGGACACAGGGUCAAGUCGAUAAACAAUCCAGACAUGAGAGUUGUGAUCCUGAAGGACUAUGUCAAACAGAACUUCCCAGCUACACCCCUGCUGGACUAUGCACUAGAGGUGGAGAAAAUAACAACAUCAAAGAAACCCAACCUGAUCCUGAAUGUUGAUGGGUUCAUUGGUGUGGCCAUGGUGGAUCUGUUCAGGAAUUGUGGGGCUUUCACGAGGGAAGAAGCCAAUGAGUAUGUGGACAUCGGAGCUCUGAAUGGGAUAUUUGUCCUCGGUAGGAGUAUGGGCUUCAUUGGUCACUUCUUGGACCAGAAGCGAAUGAAGCAGGGUCUGUACCGUCAUCCCUGGGACGACAUCUCCUACGUUCUCCCAGAAAACCUCAACAUGUGAAGUUUUUGUAAUAUUUGACAGGUUUCUUUACGUUUACUUUUGUUAAAGAAAAAUGACAGUGAUAGAAAUAUUGCUCUUAUCGAUAUAUCAUGCACACUUUUCUGAUUCUCUCUCUUGCCAUGUCCUCCAUUCUAGGAGCCUUUUGUCAAACUCCCUUUAUACAAUGCUAUAGCAUGACUUUGAGCAAGACACAAAGCCAAAUCUUUACAAAGGUGAUAUAGCAAGAGGCAAAAUAGAAAAAGUGGACAUUCCAGAUUUAAACUUUCCCACCUAUUUUGGAAAGUAAAAUUGAUGAAUUGUGUUUAAAAUGAUGUUUAAAACUGUUACAGUAUGCCUUGCUGGUGGCUCUUGGCAUAGUAUCUAAAGCAAGAAGGAGAAUUUUAAGGUAUCUGAGGUACUGAAAAAGACAGUCUUGGGCACAUACAUGUACAUGUCUGUACUGAGACAGGGCUAAAACUAUGUCAGUUAAAGCCAGAUAGAUACAGAUAAUUUACUGUUUGAUACAGACUCUCCCUUGAUUGUUUUGUAUUGUCUUUAAUUGGUGGUUGUACCAUUAAUUCUAAUCCAAGAGGCUCAGCUC
This is a messenger RNA of Branchiostoma belcheri (Belcher's lancelet), 4077 nucleotides long. RefSeq names its product ATP-citrate synthase-like. Lineage: Eukaryota; Metazoa; Chordata; Leptocardii; Amphioxiformes; Branchiostomatidae. The coding region runs from base 204 to 3497 and encodes 1097 amino acids. Gene Ontology annotation, cellular component: cytosol. The record is from RefSeq and is a predicted model, not a curated record. The transcript has 28 exons. Gene Ontology annotation, molecular function: ATP citrate synthase activity. Gene Ontology annotation, biological process: tricarboxylic acid cycle; acetyl-CoA biosynthetic process; fatty acid biosynthetic process.